Molecule: messenger RNA, 311 nt
Organism: Mesitornis unicolor (brown roatelo)
Lineage: Eukaryota; Metazoa; Chordata; Aves; Mesitornithiformes; Mesitornithidae
Gene: TIMM17A
Product: translocase of inner mitochondrial membrane 17 homolog A (yeast)
Exons: 3
Biological process (GO): protein import into mitochondrial matrix
Cellular component (GO): TIM23 mitochondrial import inner membrane translocase complex; mitochondrial inner membrane
Molecular function (GO): transmembrane protein transporter activity
Source: RefSeq, a predicted model, not a curated record
GUAGCUUUGCUGUCUGGGGAGGUUUGUUCUCCAUGAUCGACUGCAGCAUGGUCAGGAUGAGAGGGAAGGAGGAUCCCUGGAAUUCAAUCACCAGCGGAGCCCUGACCGGAGCCAUAUUGGCUGCCAGAAAUGGACCUGUUGCCAUGGUGGGGUCCGCUGCCAUGGGAGGAAUUCUCCUGGCUUUAAUCGAAGGCGCGGGUAUUCUGCUGACAAGAUUUGCUUCCACACAGUUUCCAAACGGCCCUCAGUUUUCAGACGACCCCUCCCAGUUGCAGCCCUCUCCGUUUGGUGACUACAGGCAAUACCAGUGA